Molecule: messenger RNA, 474 nt
Organism: Striga asiatica
Lineage: Eukaryota; Viridiplantae; Streptophyta; Magnoliopsida; Lamiales; Orobanchaceae
Source: the annotation of a GenBank genome assembly
AUGGAUCAGUCCAUUUGCAGAGCCCAAAAUUUGAUCCCAUUGGCCCAAACACCCCUUCACUUACAACCACUCUCACUACAACUUCCUAAACACGAUCGGCGCACCGUGCUUCGGGUGCAGAAGCAUGAGUACAGAUGGCGCGUGCUGAUAGGUCGGGGCCAGCUCGAACGAGAAUCGCUGGAGUAUCAUGGCCACCGCCAGCCUGGCCUGCAGAAUGGCCAGGUUCUGACCCACGCACCUGCGGGCCCCCAUGCCGAACGGCAUGAAGGCCAUCGGGUGCUUGGCUGCGUGGGCCACCCCCUUGGAAAACCUAGCCGGGUUGAACUCGUGCGGGUCGUGGCACCAAAGGGCCGGGUCGUGGUGGACAGCCAGGAUCGGGACCAAGAGCUCGGUGCCACGCGGGAUGUGGGGCCCGCCGGCCAGCUGUACGUCCACCUUGGCACGCCGGAUUACGGCCACGGCCGGCGGGUAUAA